Messenger RNA from Pocillopora damicornis (cauliflower coral), 4080 nucleotides. RefSeq names its product isoleucine--tRNA ligase, cytoplasmic. NCBI's taxonomy places the organism in Eukaryota, Metazoa, Cnidaria, Anthozoa, Scleractinia, Pocilloporidae. Gene Ontology annotation, molecular function: aminoacyl-tRNA deacylase activity; tRNA binding; ATP binding. Gene Ontology annotation, biological process: isoleucyl-tRNA aminoacylation. The record is from RefSeq and is a predicted model, not a curated record.
CACCUUGGCAGUUUGAUACUUCCAUGUGGAAGGGCGCUCUAAGGAAGAGAUUCCCUGGGUUUUCCGCCUUUCACGUUGGCAAAUUUACCUAUCCUAAGUUAUCUUUGUGGCGUGCGCUCUGUGGUUUUGAUCACAACGAUUCGUCUUCAAUGGCCGCUGGAGCUGCCGAACAGCAUGACUUUCCCAAAGAGGAGGAAAAUGUAUUGAAACUUUGGGAGAAGUUGGAUGCCUUUCAGUCGUGCUUGCGCCAAUCAAAGGACAGACCAAGGUACAGUUUCUAUGAUGGUCCCCCUUUUGCCACAGGCUUGCCUCAUUAUGGACACAUCCUAGCUGGUACUAUAAAGGACAUAGUCACAAGAUAUGCUCAUCAGUCUGGUUAUCAUGUUGAGAGACGUUUCGGAUGGGACUGUCAUGGCCUUCCAGUGGAGUAUGAAAUAGACCAGAAGUUGGGUAUCAAGAGUCCAGAUGAUGUGACAAAAAUGGGAAUAGCUAAUUAUAACAAAGAGUGUCGCCAAAUUGUGAUGCGUUACUCCAAUGAAUGGGAGUUCAUAGUCAAGAGAAUGGGACGAUGGAUUGAUUUUGACAAUGACUAUAAGACACUUUAUCCAUGGUUUAUGGAGUCUGUUUGGUGGACAUUUAAACAGAUUUAUGAAAAAGACUUGGUCUAUAGAGGAUUUAAGGUUAUGCCAUAUUCCACAAGAUGUAACACUCCAUUGUCAAACUUUGAAGCAAAUCAAAACUACAAGGAAACUAUGGAUCCAUCUGUGAUUGUGGACUUCCCUUUGGAUGACGAUGCUAAUGUCAGUAUGAUUGCUUGGACAACAACCCCGUGGACACUUCCUAGUAACCUCGCUCUUGUCGUAAACCCUGACAUGGACUAUGUGAAAGUCACAGACAACACUACAAACAGAGUUUAUAUCAUGAUGGAAGCUAGGCUUGAAGCACUUUUCAAAAAGCCAGAGGAGUACACAGUUUUAGAAAGAUUUAAAGGAUCUAGCCUGGAGGGAAAGACUUACAAACCUCUUUUUACAUAUUUUCAAGAUCUCAAGGCUAGUGGAGCUUUCAGGGUGUUAGCAGAUGGCUAUGUAACAGGUGAAAGUGGAACUGGAGUGGUCCAUUCUGCACCAGCCUUUGGCGAGGAUGAUUACAGAGUCUGUUUGGCAAGUGGAAUUGUUAAAAAGGGUGGAAAACUUCCUUGUCCUGUAGAUGCAAGUGGAAAAUUCACCAGUGAAGUGUCUGAUUUUCAAGGGCAACAUGUCAAGGAUGCUGAUAAGGUCAUCAUGAAGUGGCUCAAGCAGCAGCAGAGACUGGUUCACCAAAGUACUCAUAAACAUAGCUAUCCAUUCUGCUGGAGGUCUGAUACACCGUUGAUUUACAAGGCUGUUCCUGGCUGGUUUAUCCAAGUUGAAUCUCUUGUUGACAAGCUUUUGGCCAAUAACAAACAGUCCUAUUGGGUGCCAGAAUUUGUACAAGAAAAACGUUUCCACAAUUGGCUUGAAAAUGCCCAUGACUGGAAUAUAUCUAGAAACCGUUACUGGGGCACACCAAUUCCUCUGUGGGUCAGUGAUGAUUAUCAAGAGGUUGUUUGUGUUGGAUCCAUCGAUGAACUGGAGCAGUUGUCUGGUGUCAGAGUCAGUGAUCUUCACAGAGAAAGUGUGGAUGACAUUACAAUCCCGUCUAAAACAAAUAGAGGAGUUCUUAGAAGAGUCCCAGAAGUGUUUGACUGCUGGUUUGAAAGUGGAAGUAUGCCCUAUGCACAAGUCCAUUAUCCAUUUGAAAAUAAAGAAGCAUUUGAAGCAUCAUUCCCAGCUGAUUUCAUUGCUGAAGGAAUUGACCAGACAAGAGGAUGGUUUUAUACUCUUCUGGUGAUUUCAACAGCAUUGUUUAAUAAACCCCCCUUCAAGAAUCUCAUUGUUAAUGGACUGGUUCUUGCUGCAGAUGGAGCCAAGAUGAGCAAGAGAAAGAAGAACUAUCCUGACCCAAUGGAGAUUGUGAACAAAUAUGGAGCAGAUGCUCUUAGAUUGUAUCUCAUCAAUUCACCAGUGGUAAGAGCAGAAACUCUCAAGUUCCAGGAGAAAGGAGUGAAGGAUGUCAUUAAAGAUGUGUUCCUUCCAUGGUAUAAUGCUCACCGAUUUCUGUUGCAGAAUAUUCAGCAAAUGGAAAGGGACGGAAAAAAGUUUGUUCAUGAUGAAGAGGUUCUGAUGAAUUUGGGCAACACACUUGAUCGCUGGAUCAUUUCCUUUACUCAAAGUUUGGUGUUGUUUGUCCACCAAGAAAUGGCAGCCUAUCGACUGUACACUGUUGUUCCUCGGCUGGUCAAGUUCAUUGACUAUCUGACCAAUGUGUAUGUGCGAAUGAACAGGAAGAGACUCAGGGGGGAGUAUGGGGACAAGGAUCGUUACGAGUCACUUCAGACGCUGUUCAGUGUUGUAUUUACCAUCACAAGGUUAAUGGCGUCAUUCACUCCAUUUCUUACAGAGUUCAAUUAUCAGUCUUUGCGGCCUUUCAUACCAGAAAGUAUGAAAAUCGGAGAAACAGAGAGUAUCCAUUAUUUGAUGAUCCCUAAGGCCAGGGAAAAUCUAAUUGACAAAGAGAUUGAGAGAAGAGUAGCCCUAAUGCUAACAGUGAUUGAACUUGGCCGAGUCGUUAGAGAGAGAAAAACUCUUCCGUUGAAGUAUCCCCUCCCUGAGCUUGUCGUCAUUCACCAGCUGCAACAGACCCUUGAUGACGUGUUAUCUCUGGAAGACUAUAUCAAACAGGAAGUGAAUGUGAGAAAGUUAACAGUGUCAUCAGACAAAAACAGGUUUGGGGUUCAACUCAAAGCUGAGCCUGAUAACCAGACAUUGGGGCGCAGAUUGAAAGGUGCCUUCAAAGAAGUGUCUCAGGCAAUUAAAGGUCUUUCAGACCAGGAAAUACAAGUGUUUAAAGAGAAAGGAGAGCUGAUGGUGGCUGGGCACUUACUGAGUGGAACAGAUUUAAGGGUGAUAUACUCAUUUGAUCAGAAUGGAUCAGCGCCGUCAGCAUAUGAAGCACACUCUGAUGGAGAGGUACUUGCUCUUUUGGAUAUCACCCCGGAUCAGUCUUUGCUCUCUGAGGGUGUGGCACGGGAAGUGGUCAAUCGAAUUCAGAAACUGCGGAAAAAGGCUCAACUUCAGCCAUGCGACGACAUCACCAUUGUGUUUGACGUUACACAAGGCAUGUUAGAUGACGUCAUCAGUGAACACAAAGGUUACAUUGAAGAUAGUGUUAAGCAACCUGUUGUGUCCAGUUCUCUCGCACCGAGCUUGCCUCUAAUAAUUUCCGAGAAAACAGAGGUUAAAGGUAGUAUGCUUGAUCUGAAGUUGUUGAAAGGUCAUCAGACUGCAAACAAGGAAAUGACUGUUGGAGAACCGCUGUGCAAAUUUGUAAACGUACUGCUGUGUAGAGGUGGAGCUGGGGUAGUUAAAGGAACUGUACUUUUGGAGAAUCCUCAGGGCAGCCCGGUCAUUUCAUUGGAUCAACUUAAGCGACAGGUAGCCGUAAUGUUUAGUCAACAGGAGAGUGCUUUGAAACUGUCUUUGUCGCCAAAAUGUGAAUCAGUUGUUACCGACAAAGACAUGUCCAAAUUGCAUGGCUCUCAAUUGUACGCUUACGUCACAGGCUGAGUUCGGCCAUUUCGAAUCUUGUUUUCAGUAGUUUAGUGUAUUUCUGUUGGCGUCAACACCUGACAGCUAAUUUUCCCGAGUCACCAUCUGUUAAUUUUUUUCACCUGCAGUAGGCCCAAUAGUGUUUUGAAUGAAAAUAAAGGUUGAUGUCCAUGACAUUUUUGUCAUGUAAAUUGUCCCACUCAAAACCUUUUUCUUUCAACAAUAUCCUAAAAUUGCCUUUCUAGAGAAUCGUGAGAAUGUAGCUUAAAUUUGAUAAAUUAUCUUCUCUUUGAUAAAAAAAGCAAACACGUGAACACAAAUUUAACAAAAAACAAACACGUGUGUUAAUUACUGUUCCCUUCUAAAAGACAAUUAAAUAGCUAAACAGCACGGUGCAUGUGCCAACGAUGAUGGAACCACAUUCUUUCCAUGGAAAUAAACAAGAGGAGAAGAA